Angiostrongylus costaricensis is the source of this 255-nucleotide messenger RNA. The record is from the annotation of a GenBank genome assembly. Lineage: Eukaryota; Metazoa; Nematoda; Chromadorea; Rhabditida; Metastrongylidae.
AUGUCCGCAAUUGGGAUAGGAAAUUAUACAUACCAAAAGGAUUGCGAAGCUGCUCCCGAUACUGGUACAUCAUAUAUCGGCGGACCGAAAGCUAUAAACGACCAGCUCGCUAACGCUGUCGGAGCUGUGGUGGUUGACUACGGAAAAAUGGCGUACGUCGGUAAUAUCACAGUCGGAACGCCUGAUCAGCAAUAUAUCGUUAUUGUUGACACCGGAUCGGAUAUUCUGUGGGUUCUGGGAAGUGAUUGUGAAUGA